Molecule: messenger RNA, 1682 nt
Organism: Rhipicephalus sanguineus (brown dog tick)
Lineage: Eukaryota; Metazoa; Arthropoda; Arachnida; Ixodida; Ixodidae
Gene: Shmt
Product: serine hydroxymethyltransferase
Exons: 8
Coding region: 168-1616 (482 amino acids)
Biological process (GO): purine nucleobase biosynthetic process; protein homotetramerization; tetrahydrofolate interconversion
Cellular component (GO): cytosol; cytoplasm; nucleus
Molecular function (GO): protein homodimerization activity; mRNA 5'-UTR binding; zinc ion binding
Source: RefSeq, a predicted model, not a curated record
CUGAAGCAGCAAAAGAAAACGCCGGUUUGAGCUCCUAGCUUCCUCCACCUUCUCUUUUCCGCGCACGUCAAAUCGUCACUUGUUGAUCGCCUUUCUGCGUACUACCACGGACGGACGGAGAGUCGAUCUAUUUCCUCGUUUCACGAGCGCAUCCAAGUUUUGCAGCGAUGUCGGCUGGAGGCGACGCAUCAUCGGUACCUACUUUGAACCACUCGGCCAUGGAGCCUGGAUUCAUGCAACAGCCUUUAGAGCAGUGUGAUGAAGAGCUUCAUCAACUCGUCCUGAAGGAGAAGCAGCGGCAGCUGCGCGGUCUCGAGAUGAUCGCCUCCGAGAACUUCACCAGUCUCGCGGUCACCCAGUGCCUCGGCACCUGCCUCACCAACAAGUACUCGGAGGGAUACCCUGGCCAGAGGUAUUACGGUGGCAACGAGUUCAUCGACGAGAUUGAAAUCCUCUGCCAGAAGCGAGCCCUGCAAACGUACCGCCUGGACCCCGAGCUCUGGGGCGUCAACGUCCAGCCCUACUCGGGGUCCCCGGCCAACUUCGCCGUCUACACGGGCGUCGUCGAGCCGCACGGACGCAUCAUGGGCCUGGACCUGCCCGAUGGUGGCCACCUCACCCACGGCUUCUUCACCGACAAGAAGAAGAUCUCGGCGACAUCCAUCUUCUUCGAGUCGAUGCCCUACAAGGUGAACCCACAGACGGGGCUCAUCGACUAUGACAAGCUGCAGCAGACGGCCGCGCUGUUCAAGCCCAAGCUCAUCAUUGCUGGCGUGAGCUGUUACCCUCGCCACCUGGACUACAAGCGUUUCCGCGAGAUCGCCAACGAGAACAACUCGCUGCUGAUGGCCGACAUGGCUCACGUCAGUGGCCUGGUGGCCGCGCAGGUGGCGCCCAACCCUUUCGAAUACUGCGACAUCGUCACGACCACCACACACAAGACGCUGCGGGGACCCCGGGCGGGUCUCAUCUUCUACCGCAAAGGUGUCCAGUCUGUAACGAAGACGGGUGCUAAGAUCAUGUAUGACCUGGAGGAAAAGAUCAAGCAGGCUGUCUUCCCGGGCCUCCAGGGUGGACCACACAACAACGUCAUCGCAGGCAUUGCGGCUGCACUCAAGCAGGCCAGCACACCCGAGUUCAAAGCCUACCAGGAGCAAGUUGUCAAGAACGCUAGGACCCUCGCCAAAGAACUGCAGGACCGCGGCUACACCUGCGUCUCAGGAGGCACAGACAACCACUUGGUCUGGGUUGACCUACGACCCACGGGCCUUAACGGGUCCCGCGCGGAGCGUGUGCUCGAGCUCAUGUCCAUCGCUUGCAACAAGAACACGGUGCCCGGUGACAAGAGCGCGUUAAACCCCGGCGGCAUCCGGCUGGGCACUCCCGCUCUCACCACACGUGGCCUCAAGGAGCAGGACAUCGUUAAGGUGGCUGAGUUCAUCCACAGAGGGUUGACUUUCGCCCUGGAGGUCAAGGCCAACUCUGGCCCGACCCUGAAGGAGUUCAAGGCUAAGCUCGAGACAGAUCCCGGCUACGUGGAGCGGUUAAAUCAGCUCCGCGAGGAGGUGGAAGCCUUCGCACUCACUUUCUUCAUGCCCGGCUACCAGAACGUCUGAACGGAGACAAAAACGUUCGUCAAGCGUCGCACACUUGUUCCAACGUUACCCGUCCGUGUUCUUUUU